AUGACAGAGAAGGGAUUUAUUGAAAAGGAAAUCAAGGUCUGCACUGAACAGGAAGUGAUCAAGAAUGCCAGAGCGGAGGCAGGAUAUCCUAUUAGAAGUUGGAAGGUGUCCUUGUAUGCAAUUGACGAGUUUGGAACAAAGUCCCAAAUAAAUUUUGUCGAAAAAGUCGAGUAUCAUUUACACCCUACUUUUGAUAAUCCUAUUCGGAUCUGCAAAAAACCUCCGUUCACACUUUCAGAAAAGGGAUGGGGCGAGUUUGAUAUGCAAAUUGUUUUGCAUUUCAUCGAUAAAAGCGUUCCACCAAAGACCUUAGAACACGAUCUCAAUUUCAAGCACAGUCAAUAUGAGAUGUCGCAUACUCUGAAUUUAUUACAACAAUCUGAAUUAUCAAAAACAAAAAAUGGUCGUGCAAAAAGAACUAGAAAUACGCUUACGACGCCAAAAAAACGUGGUAAAUCUGAGAAUUAUGACCAAUCAGAGGAAAAUAGUCAAAAAAAUCAUCAGGAAUCGAUAAAAUCUCGAGAUAUCUAUUCUCCAUUGACAGAAAAUGCAAUGACACCUGAGUCACCAGAUCGUACAGCAUCUUCCUCCAUUUCUUCGCCAAAAUCUUGGCCUGAAUCAUCUCAAAAAUCUUCACCGAAAUCAUCAGCAAAAUCGUCACCAGAAUCAUCACGUGCUAUUACACUUAUCAAUAAUGACAAAGAGAUUUACUUUAAAGUGAAUUAUGAGAAAUUAGCUGAAAAUUUAUACGCUUUACAAGGUGAUGAUGUUCUCGAGGUGAUUGAGAUUGUAAAAUCUCACAAGACGAGCGAUAUGUAUAUAAAUGAUGACAUUGAAGGUGAAUUUCAUCUGGAUCUUUAUACGCUCGGAGAUGAUUUAUUAAAGAGGCUAUGGGAAUUUACUAAAACUGCCCUCAAGAAUUCUACACAGUCAUCGAAUCGAAUACCAUCAUAA
Messenger RNA from Ambispora leptoticha, 954 nucleotides. Lineage: Eukaryota; Fungi; Glomeromycota; Glomeromycetes; Archaeosporales; Ambisporaceae. The record is from the annotation of a GenBank genome assembly.